AUGGCGAUUGCCGAAAACUAUGAAGAGGUGCUAAAGGGCAAAUACCCGGCCAAGGCACAUGCAAAGAAGGUCGCAGAGUGGAUCAUCGAGAAGGGUGGAGACAAGAACGGAACUAUUUACCUAGAAGCGCAGAAGCAGAAGUUGAACGAAGACAACGACGGAGAGGCACCAUUCCGUCAGCGACGGUACUUCUUCUAUCUCAGCGGCUGCGAGCUGCCAGACUCGUAUCUUGUAUACGAGAUUGCCACCGAGAAGCUCACACUCUUCAUCCCUCCUGUAGAGCCGGAUGAGGUUAUCUGGUCUGGUCUGCCCAUGAGCCCGGAAGAGGCCAAGGCCAAGUACGACAUUGACGAAUGUCUGACUACCAAAGACGUCAACUCUCACCUGGCAAGCCAAUCUGAAUCUGCGCAAUCAACCGUUUACGCUAUUCCGGAGCAGGUAUCCGAUCACAUCACCUUUAUUUCCUACAAAGAGAAGGAGUUCAAGCAGCUCAAGACCGCCAUCGAGUACUGCCGCGUCACAAAGACAGACUAUGAAAUCGCCCUCAUCCGCAAAGCAAAUGUCAUCUCAACAGCAGCCCACGAGGCCGUCAUGAAGGCUGCGUCGAAAGCGCAGAACGAAUGCGAACUUGAGGCUGUCUUCCUCAAGGCGUGUGUAGAGCGCAACGCGAAGAACCAAGCCUAUCAUUCUAUCGUGGCUGCCGGUGAACACGCCGCAACACUGCAUUAUGUCAACAAUGCUGCUCCAAUCUCGGAUCAGAACCUUUUAUUGUUAGACGCAGGAUGCGAGGUCGACUGCUACGCUUCCGACAUCACACGCACGUUCCCCGUGAAAGGCAAAUUCACAACUGAAUCCCUUGCUAUCUAUAAGAUCGUUCUAGACAUGCAGCACCAGUGCACCAACGCGCUCAAAGCUGGUGUCGUAUGGGACCACGUACACGAGCUCGCCCAUAAGAUUGCUAUCAAGGGACUUCUGGAACUCGGUAUUUUGAAGGGCGAUGCGGAGGAGCUCUUCAACAAGAGAAUCAGCGUCGCUUUCUUCCCUCAUGGCCUAGGUCACUACUUGGGAAUGGACACCCACGACUCCGGCGGCGACCCCAACUACGCGGACAAGGACGUCAUGUUCAGGUACCUAAGGAAGAGGGGAACUCUACCCGAACGCAGCGUCAUUACCGUUGAGCCUGGUAUCUACUUCUGCAAGUUCAUCAUUGAGCCGUACCUCAAGGAUGAGGAGAAGAAGAAGUACAUCGAUGAGAGUGUGCUGGACAAGUACUGGAGUGUGGGAGGUGUGAGAAUUGAAGACAAUGUGCUCGUUACCAAAGAUGGUUUCGAGAACUUGACGCCGACGGUCAAGGAAAUUGAUGAUAUUACUCAGUUGAUUGUGUCUGGACAAUAG
This is a messenger RNA of Alternaria incomplexa, 1395 nucleotides long. RefSeq lists its product as uncharacterized. Lineage: Eukaryota; Fungi; Ascomycota; Dothideomycetes; Pleosporales; Pleosporaceae. The record is from RefSeq and is a predicted model, not a curated record. The transcript is spliced from 4 exons. Bases 1 to 1395 code for a protein of 464 amino acids. Gene Ontology annotation, molecular function: manganese ion binding; metalloaminopeptidase activity.